AUGGCUCAGCCACCAUUCGAAAGUCGACACGAGCUUAACAAGGAAUGGGAUGUUCUAAACUCUGCCCCGGGAUCAAAACGUCUACCCGGUCAUCCUAGACUGGAGCAGAACGAUGCAGCAGUGCGUCAAUUUCUUCGUCAAGAGUUCGAUCUCGGGGACCUCGCCAUAUUAGCCCCUAGAUUAUGGAUCAUGUCAACGCAAGAUAGCAGCAACAUUUCGGCUCUGCAUCGCCAAAAAGUCAAAGGCCGAGAUAUUGUAAUUACUGAGGAAGCUCGACUGCAUGGGGUAUGGUACUACAACCGUAUAUUCUUAAAACCGCUUCCCCAGUAUCUUCUAUCCUAUCAAUUUUGGGAAACAUAUCUCUUGCCUCGCACAUCGCCGCUAGGAAUAGAACGCGAGCUAAUAUACAAAGUUGCUUUGGGAUACUUGCGGACUUAUUUUUACCUUAUCCGCCACGAGUCUGAUUAUCGAAUUGCCACAGAUGAAGAGUUGCAACUGGUUCCAAAGGGAAUAACAUGGGAACAGUUUUGCGAUUUCUCUAAAACGUUUGGCCGGAUACCCGAUAAUGAAGUCUGCGAGCGUUACAAAUAUGGAGAAAUCCGAUUGUCUCGCCUAAACUUCUACAUUAAGUUUUUCCUCAAAAAGCAACAUUUCCACCGUAUCAACAGUCAGUAUGGGGCAUAUUUUGCUCGUAUCUUUGGGCCUAUUCUCGUUGUAUUUGGUAUCUUGUCGGUACUGCUUAGUGCUAUGCAACUUGAAAUGGCAGUUGAGCAGCUAUACGUAGACCAUCAAUGGACGGUGUUUUGGCUUGGCAAGAUGGGAGAUGAGACUAGCGACAAAGAGCCUCUUUACGUCUACGUAAUGGAUCGCAUGAACGAUGUCGCCAAGUUUUUUGCGCUUUCAUGGAAUGCCCCUCAGCCAGUGGACCCAGACUAUCGAGGCCAGCUACAGAAGAAAUACACCAAGGAGCUCACAAUGUUGCAAGCCGCUCUACCCAGUCGCUUUCAACCCAUUAUCAAAACAUGUAUUGGCUCCAUGGAACACAAUUUUCUCCUUGCCGAUAGUGCUUCUCCAUCAAGACUUUUCAUCGUUUAA
This is a messenger RNA of Trichoderma gamsii, 1095 nucleotides long. RefSeq lists its product as hypothetical. The record is from RefSeq and is a predicted model, not a curated record. The transcript has 4 exons. Bases 1 to 1095 code for a protein of 364 amino acids. NCBI's taxonomy places the organism in Eukaryota, Fungi, Ascomycota, Sordariomycetes, Hypocreales, Hypocreaceae.